GAAGUACCAUGGCGUGGAUUAAAAGAAAAUUUGGUGAGCGGCCUCCAUCUAAACGACUUACUAGGGAAGAUAUGUGAAAUUAUUUAAAAGAACGAGGGGAUCAAACAGUACUUAUUCUUCAUGCAAAAGCUGCAUAGAAGUCAUAUGGAAAUGAAAAAAGGUUUUUUUGCCCUCCUCCUUAUGUGUAUCUUAUGGGCAGUGGAUGGAAGAAAGAAAAAGAACAAAUGGAACGCAAUGGUUGUUCUGAACAAGAGUCUCAACCAUGUGCAUUUAUUGGAAUAGGAAAUAGUGACCAAGAAAUGCAGCAGCUGAACUUGGAAGGAAAGAACUAUUGCACUGCCAAAACAUUGUAUAUAUCUGAUUCAGACAAGAGGAAGCACUUCAUGCUGUCUGUAAAGAUGUUCUGUGGCAAUAGUGAUGACUUUGGUGUGUUCCUCAGCAAGCGGAUAAAAGUCAUCUCCAAACCUUCCAAAAAGAAGCAGUCAUUGAAAAAUGCUGACUUAUGCGUCGCCUCGGGAACACAGGUGGCUCUGUUUAAUUGACUUCAAUCCCAGAGUACCAGAUACUUGCAUGUAGAAGGAGGUCAUUUCCAUGCCAGUUUUCAGCAGUGGGGAGCAUUUUACGUUCAUCUCUUAGAUGAUGAUGAAUCAGAAGGAGAAGAAUUCACAGACCGUGAUGGGUACAUCCAUUAUGGACAAACAGUCAAAUUUGUGUGUUCAGUUACUGGCAUGGCACUCCCAAGAUUGAUAAUUAGGAAAGUUGAUAAGCAGACCGCAUUACUGGAUGCAGAUGAUCCUGUGUCACAGCUCCAUAAAUGUGCAUUUUACCUUAAGGAUACAGAAAGAAUGUACUUGUGCCUUUCUCAAGAAAGAAUAAUUCAGUUUCAGGCCACUCCAUGCCCAAAAGAACCAAAUAAAGAGAUGAUAAAUGAUGGCGCUUCCUGGACAAUCAAUAGUACGGAUAAGGCAGAGUAUACAUUUUACGAGGUGAUGGGCCCUGUCCUUGCCCCAGUCAUACCCAUGCCUGUUGUAGACAGUCUUCAGUUGAAUGGCGGUGGGGACGUAGCAAUGCUUGAACUUACAGGACAGAAUUUCACUCCAAAUUUACGAGUGUGGUUUGGGGAUGUAGAAGCUGAAACUAUGUACAGACGUGGAAAGAGUACGUUCUGUGUUGUCCCAGACAUUUCUGCAUUCCGAGAAGGUUUGAGAGGGGUCCGGCAGCCAGUCCAGGUUCCAGUGACUUUGGUCCGUAAUGAUGAAAUCAUUUAUUCCACCAACACCCCAGAACCGGGGCCCUACACCCCAGAACUGGUGCCACAGCCACAUUGCAAUGCAGCGGGAGCAAUCUUUCGAGCCAACUCCAGCCAAGUGCCCCCUAAUGAGUCAAACACAAACAGCGAGGGGAAUUACACAAAUGUCAGCACAAAUUUGACCAAUGUCACAUCAUCUACAGCAACAGUUGUGUCCUAA
Molecule: messenger RNA, 1469 nt
Organism: Physeter macrocephalus (sperm whale)
Lineage: Eukaryota; Metazoa; Chordata; Mammalia; Artiodactyla; Physeteridae
Product: recombining binding protein suppressor of hairless-like
Biological process (GO): Notch signaling pathway; regulation of transcription by RNA polymerase II
Cellular component (GO): MAML1-RBP-Jkappa- ICN1 complex; nucleus
Molecular function (GO): DNA-binding transcription activator activity, RNA polymerase II-specific; RNA polymerase II cis-regulatory region sequence-specific DNA binding
Source: RefSeq, a predicted model, not a curated record